This is a messenger RNA of Didymodactylos carnosus, 2066 nucleotides long. The record is from the annotation of a GenBank genome assembly. Lineage: Eukaryota; Metazoa; Rotifera; Eurotatoria; Philodinida; Philodinidae.
AUGUCUGAAGCAUUUGUGACAUUGGCAACCACAGAUGGAUAUGCUUUAGGUGCACUAGUAUUAGGACAAUCAUUAAAAAAAGUUGGAACAAAUAAAAAAUUAUGUGUUAUGAUUACGGAUCAUGUUUCGGGUCUAGUACGAGAAAAUUUGGAGUCAACAUACGAUGAAGUGAUUGUUGUCAAUUUAUUAGAUAGUAAAGAUGCUGCUCAUUUAAAAUUACUAGAACGACCAGAAUUGGGCGUAACAUUUACAAAACUUCACUGUUGGACUCUUACACAAUAUCAGAAAUGUGUUUUCUUAGAUGCUGAUUGUCUAGUCUUACAAUCUGUUGAUGAUCUAUUUGAACGUGAAGAAUUAUCAGCUGCACCCGAUGCUGGAUGGCCAGAUAUUUUCAAUUCAGGAGUAUUUGUUUUUAAACCAUCAAAAGAUACAUUUCAAAAAUUAGUAACAUUUGCUUCAGAACAAGGAUCGUUUGAUGGUGGUGAUCAAGGUUUAUUGAAUAAAUUCUUUUCAUCUUGGCCACGGUCUGAUAUUAGUCGUCAUUUACCGUUUACUUACAAUGUUACAUCAAAUACAUUUUAUUCUUAUGUCCCAGCCAUUAAUCAAUUUCGUUCUGAUAUUCGUAUUGUGCAUUUUGCUGGUACACUCAAACCAUGGCAACUAACAUACGAUCCUCAAAUUAGACAGUUAUCUGGUUGUUAUCAAUCACACGAACGUGAUUUUCUACUAAAAUGGUGGGCAUUGAUCGCAUUAACGCAGGGUAUUGAAUCCGGUUCGGCUGCUCAUCGACGUGCUUGGGAAGCAGGUUACGUCGAUUAUGGCGGACGUGAUUCAUAUAGUAAAAUUCAAGAACAAUUAGAUAAGAAUAUUGCCAUGACACCACAAACGCAUGAACGCCCAUUAUCAGCAUCAAACGGUCAAAGACAACAAAAACAUGCUUCACGACCUAAUAAUAAUGAACAGCAACAACAAGCAACAACUGGAUUAUUGCCGCAAAACGAAGAUGAAAGACAAAUUCCAGCUGAUGUAACAAAAACACAACAAGAACAACUAGAUGCUCAAGUUAAAACAGCUCAUGCCUCAACCACCUCGUUAACAACAUCAACACAACGAAAAACAUCGUCAGGUAAAGAACUUACAAUAGUCCAAGAGAAGACAGAAGCUAAUUCAAGUCAUCGAAAACCGUCUGGAAGUGAUGAUGUUUCAUCCACUACUAGUCAACAACGUAAAACGUCAACAAACAGUGGUGAUCAGCAGCAAGGUAACGCUGCUAAUCAUGGCAUAAGUUUACCAGUGCCUUAUCCACAACGUAAAUUAUCGGUUACAAGUGAUGAGCAAAAACCUCCACGAAAAACGAGCAACGGUGGAAGUAUUAUAGCAGGUGCUACUGAAUCUCUUUCCAAAUCGAGUUUAGCAUCAGGCACUGAGGCAACUGCAGUCCGUAGUAAAAUCCAACAAGUGAAUGAUGGGAUUGCCACACCUGUCGUCAGCGUUGCUCCCAGUGAAACUACGAUACAUACAACGACAACAUCUCAAACCUCGAUCACAACAACAGCAACUCAUGGUGGAAAGCAUUUAACACAAAAUGUGAAAGAAACAAUUCCGACAACUGUAACAACAACAACUAUAGCUAAUGCGUAAGUUGAUUAUCCAUACGGGAAAAAAAAAUCUAAAUGCGAGAACAUUUGACAAGAUGAUAAAACAUUUUGACUUCUUUUCAUAAACUAACGAGGGAAGGUCCCCAGGUGUUUCCCUGGGAUUUCAAAGCAAUGUAUCCCACUUUGCUAAUUUAAGAAUGCUGAUUACGAAUCUGAAAACCAUUUGUGCUCUCGUUCAAUCCUUCAAUAGUUAUAAGCAUUUUAUUUUAAUCGUAGCGAAAAGUUCAUAGAAAUGUUCAAUAGAGCUGAGAGAUAUGCCAUUCUACAGAUAAACACCUUAGCUAUAAAAUGAUAUGUGUUUUAGCUUGGUUGUCACCACGACUGCCAUGAUGCAACAGAAUGAAAUCUUGUGGUACUCUAUGGCAAAUUUUUUCUAAACAUUUUCGAAAAGAAACAUAAAACAACUGG